Molecule: messenger RNA, 387 nt
Organism: Spirometra erinaceieuropaei
Lineage: Eukaryota; Metazoa; Platyhelminthes; Cestoda; Diphyllobothriidea; Diphyllobothriidae
Source: the annotation of a GenBank genome assembly
AUGCGCAACAAAAUCAUGCAAGUGAAGGAUCACCUGGACGUGGAAGAACAAUCGGAUGUCGCCUAUCAGAUCCUAUGUCGGGACUGCCCUCGCCAGGACAGACCAGACGACGACUCACGCAAACGGGCGGUCCAGAGAGACGACACGCUGUCUCAUGUCGCCACUCACACCCUGGAGGAAGGCCACGAAUUCAAUUUCGCGAGCACGCGAAUGGUAGCGCAGGCCAGCAACAAGACAGGUCGAAAACUGUUAGAGGCCUGGGUGUGUGAGUCCAAGUCUAUCAACAGGCACGUUGACAUUCCCCUCUGCUAUCGCGCGCUCCGUUCCCGCGGCCAAGAGGCGAGACACAAAUUCCAGCCCGGGGUGCACGCAGUCACGCCACCAUGA